Molecule: messenger RNA, 773 nt
Organism: Raphanus sativus (radish)
Lineage: Eukaryota; Viridiplantae; Streptophyta; Magnoliopsida; Brassicales; Brassicaceae
Product: pectinesterase inhibitor 2-like
Exons: 2
Coding region: 152-682 (176 amino acids)
Molecular function (GO): enzyme inhibitor activity
Source: RefSeq, a predicted model, not a curated record
AAGGUGAUAUCCAGCGAGAUGACUAAAGUUCCUGAAAUUUAUAUUGUUUCCUUCUAUCCAUAAUUCUAAUGUAUAUAUAAAGACACUUAAGUAGAACAACAAUAUGAAUCCUAACAAUAGAGGUUGAGGGAAAUAAAUUCUCUAGCAAGUCAUGACUUCUUCCUCUAAUUGUUUCUUUUUUGUUUCAUUGGUAGUCUUGUUACUAUUUUUCUUGGGAUCUACUUUGACCAUGGCUUCAACAAAAGACAUUGAUUCCAUAUGCAACUCUGUCGGGAACAAAAACUUCUGCCAGCAAACGCUCACAGCGUAUCCUCCCGCUGUCUCUGCAACUAACAUAGCCAAACUUGUGAAAGCCACACUGGACCUUGGAAUGACCGAGGCUAAAAAAAGGGCAGGUUUUGUUGCCGGAUUGGAAAAAGAGCCUACAUUUAAGAAAUACUUUAAGAUGUGCAAUGAAUCCUAUACCUCAAUAGUGCUGAAUUUUAGAAGUGCUCGACUAGAAAUCGAGGAUAACGAUUCAGAGACUGCAAGCUAUGAUAUAGCUGUUAGUUAUGACGAUACAAAUAUUGUGAAGGAUACAAUCGGCAAGAACACUGACAAGGCCUCAAAGAGUCUCAUGGAGAUGACAUUAGUUAUGGAGGAUUUCAUUAAUAUAGCUUUUGUUGCCGUCGACAAAAUAUGACGCAAUUAUUGAAAUUUUUAUGGUACUCAAAUCCCAAAAUAUGAUAUUUAAACUUGAAAUAUAAAUAUAAAGUUCAAUUCUGAUUAAUAAA